AUGAAAAUACCUCUCACCUACAGACCUGCCUUCUUGCAAGACAUGCUUUUCCGAAUGCCAGAACUGGUUUCCUAUAUUGUUGAUUUUUUAGAUAUUGUAACCUUGAUCAAGUUAUCGGAAUGUAACAAGCAAUACUUUGGAAUGCCGAAUUCUGCGGCAAUUUCUGGUGCAAGUUUGAAUCAAGAUUCUUCAUCGCUUUUAAAUGAUUGCUCUCUGUGGAUGAGGCUUUGCAUUCGCUACCACUGUGAGAAUACGGUUCAUCAACAGUUUAAUCAUUGCUCUGCCUCUGAUAUUGAACAAUUGGAUUCCAACAAGAAGAGAGAGUUUAUUACGUUGGCGAGUCAAUGCGUGAUUCUUGAAUACCAAACACAGGAGAGUGAUUCUGAAGAUAAGCCUAAUCAGGCUUCCUAUUCCGUGGAAGUAUCAAGGAGUAAUAGAGCCAAAUGUCGUUCUUGCCAUCAUUCCAUUACCGAUGAGCAUAGAGGAUGCAUGUCUUUUGAGGAUUCAUAUCACGAAUAUAUGCAAAAUUGGUUUUAUCACAUUGGUUGUUUUAAGACUCUUCUUAGAGCACACAAGGUCAAACAACGGGAAAUUACAGGAUCCAAACACCUUCUAAGGGCACUCAUUGAUCCAAUCUAUGAUGAAAUACGAGAACAAUUGAUCGCUCAAAGACGCUCUCAUGCCCUAGUAUGCGACUCGUGUUGGAAUUUAAUUAGUGCAGAAAGUUGUUUCGUCAAGGAGCACUGCACCGAUGUGAAUGCCUCUCCCUUUCAUCUGUGCCAUGAUUGUUUUUUUUCACCACCGCAAGUGCAGGGCCAUGUCAACCACAAUGUAAUGGAUAUGAUUACUUCUGCUGCAACGUUGGCCAUACCCGUAACUCCUUCGUUUCAGCUUUCGUGCAGUACUUGCGAAGCAAAAAUUAAGGGAGCCUUGUUUGUGUGUCAGAAUUGUGAUCAGUGUUAUCUUUGUGAGAAGUGUUUCAAUGAUAUUGAUUCAUCAGAUCACAGUAGUGACAGCAGUAAUACAUGCACAGAAAGUCCUCAUGCAAAUCAUCACUUUUUCUUGCAUGGAAAGGUUCAAUCCGAACAACAAGAUUUGGAUUGUAGUGGAGACAAGAAACGAAAGCGAAUUUCUACUAACUCUGAGGGUUCUGAGACUUUGGAACCUGGACCAAAGAAAGUGAGCUUGUUUUCAAUGGCAGAAGCCCUUGGCUUUGACUUGAUUCGAGAGUAA
Messenger RNA from Naegleria lovaniensis, 1233 nucleotides. RefSeq lists its product as uncharacterized. The transcript has a single exon. The record is from RefSeq and is a predicted model, not a curated record. Lineage: Eukaryota; Heterolobosea; Eutetramitea; Acrasida; Naegleriidae. Bases 1 to 1233 code for a protein of 410 amino acids. Gene Ontology annotation, molecular function: zinc ion binding; DNA binding.